Molecule: messenger RNA, 2185 nt
Organism: Scleropages formosus (Asian bonytongue)
Lineage: Eukaryota; Metazoa; Chordata; Actinopteri; Osteoglossiformes; Osteoglossidae
Product: leucine-rich repeat transmembrane protein FLRT3-like
Exons: 2
Coding region: 158-2104 (648 amino acids)
Molecular function (GO): protein binding
Source: RefSeq, a predicted model, not a curated record
ACUACAAUAGCAAAGUAUUGUUAAGAAGAAAGAUUAAUGCUUAUAAGUUAAGCUUUUUAAAUCUCCGUUGGAUAUCCAAGCUGGAAAAGGAUUUGCUACUUGUUUUCAAUCAGGGUGUUUUGAAGAGUACCAACUUCCACGAAAAUUACUCUUCAGGAUGACCUGCAAGUACAACAGCUGUUACUUCUUCCUUAUCAAGAUAGGGCUACUUCUAAGCCAGAGCAGCAUAUCAUUCAGCUCUACUCUCUGCCCUUCAUCUUGCCGCUGUGAUGGGAAUUUUGUCUAUUGCAAUGACCGAGACCUCACCUCCAUCCCAACAGGAAUCCCAAAAGAUGCUACGAUUCUCUACCUGCAAAACAAUCGAAUUAAGAAUGCUGGCAUUCCCAUAGAACUACGAAGCCUCAGCCGAGUUGAGAAGAUCUACCUUUACUGCAAUAACCUGGAUGAGUUCCCUACAAACCUGCCUAGGAAUGUCAAGGAGCUGCACUUGCAGGAGAACAACAUUCGAGCUAUCACUUAUGCUUCACUUGCACAGAUCCCAUAUAUUGAGGAACUGCAUCUGGAUGAUAACUCAGUGUCUGCUGUCAGCAUUGAAGAGGGAGCCUUUCGGGACAGUAACAAACUCCGGUUGCUGUUCCUAUCCCGUAACCAUUUGAGCACCAUUCCACUAGGGCUUCCCAUGAGCAUUGAGGAACUGCGGUUUGAUGACAACCGCAUCUCAUCUAUUCCUGAGGAAGCCCUGCAGCAUCUCAUUAACCUGAAGCGGUUAGUUCUUGAUGGGAACCUCUUGAACAACAGGAGAAUUGGUGAGAUGGCCUUUGUGAACCUGAUCAACCUCACUGAGCUCUCACUGGUCCGUAAUUCCUUUACAUCUCCUCCAGCUAAUCUGCCAAGUACCAGCCUGGAGAAGCUGCAGCUGCAGGACAACCACAUCAAUGUUGUACCAGUGGGGGCGUUUGCAUUUCUUCGACAGCUCUACCGUCUGGACCUGUCUGGUAACAACCUGAGCAGUUUGCCGCAGGGUAUAUUUGAUGACUUGGACAACCUCACCCAGCUAUUGCUCCGCAACAACCCAUGGCACUGCAGCUGCAGGAUGAAGUGGGUCCGAGACUGGCUUCGCACACUGCCUUCCAAGGUCAACGUCCGUGGCUUGAUGUGUCAGAGCCCUGACAAAGUCAAAGGGAUGGCUGUCAAGGAUCUUUCCACUGAUCUCUUUGACUGUGAAGAGGCUGACAUCUUUCCAGCGUUUGAGACUAGCACUGUUUUUUACACUUCACCCCCUUCUAGAGGACAGUGGCCUCUUUCUGUCACAAAAAGACCAGUAGUCAAGGGACCUGAUCUCAGCAAACACUAUCACAGCACUACUCCCUCAGGCAGCAAAAUCAUUACCCUCAGUGUUAAAUCCCGUGGUGCAGAGACUGUACAAAUAUCCUGGAAAGUGGCACACCCGAUGACAGCCCUUCGACUCAGCUGGCUGAAGAUGGGACACAGCUCAACAUUUGGGGCGAUCACUGAGACCAUAGUCCAAGGAGAAAGGACAGAAUACUUGCUGACUUCUCUUGAACCUGAUUCCCCUUAUAGGAUAUGCAUGGUUCCCAUGGAUACCAGUAACGUUUACCUGUCUGAUGAAACACCCGUGUGUAUAGAAACAGAAACAGGCUCUCAAAAACCGUACAAACCAACCACUACCCUAAACCAUGAGCAGGAGAAGGAGCCGUAUAAAAACCUAAGUGUCCCUGUAGUAACUAUAAUUGGUGGAGGAGGCGCACUCUUAGUAAUCAUCAUUCUGGUUUUGAUUGUGUGGUUUGCCCAUAGGAAUGGGUCCCACUUGUCAAGACAUUGCACCUACAAUAAAGGAAGGAGAAGAAAAGAUGAUUAUGCAGAGGCAGGAACUAAGAAGGACAACACCAUCUUGGAAAUCAGAGAUACGUCUUUUCAGAUGAUACCAGUAAACCGUGGAAUGGUUUCUAAGGAGGAGUUUAUGAUACACACAAUUUUCCCCUCUAAUGGCUUGAACCUAUACAAGAUUCCGGAAAGGGAAAACAGUUGUAACAGAAGUUACAGGGACAGUGGGAUACCUGAUUUAGACCAUGUCAAUUCAUGAUGAUGAACACUCCUGUAAAAUAUUGUGUUGAGAAACGUGACAAAGUUGUUUGUCUUUUGCAAAACACUGGAUUUCGAAAGC